Rubroshorea leprosula is the source of this 1150-nucleotide messenger RNA. The record is from the annotation of a GenBank genome assembly. NCBI's taxonomy places the organism in Eukaryota, Viridiplantae, Streptophyta, Magnoliopsida, Malvales, Dipterocarpaceae.
AAAGGAUUGGACACCUAAAACUUUUUCUAAAGAGCUUGAGUAUGUCAAGAGGAUUUUUUCUGGCAGCAAGGAUGUGAGAGGAAAACGACUUCUUGAGAUUGCAAAUCAGAUGCUUGCAAGAUUGGCAAAUAAGACUGAAGUUGCUGAGGUCUAUAGUCUUGUAAUGGCCUUCUUGACUGACAGUGAUAAUUCCAAGCUUGGCACUAGUUCUGCCUUGCCUGAAAAGGAGCAAGGAAAAGGAAGCAAUGGUUCUGCUGGGCCUACUCAUGAUAUGUGGCGCAAAUCUGUUCAUUCAGAUAAAGCUCCUCGAGUGGAAAGUUCAUCAAGCCUACCUCCUGGCUUCCAUGUGGACUGGACUGAGAAACGCCCUUUUGAGUCAGACUCGCAGAGGAACACUCAAAGGCAAUCAUUUAUGCCUGAACUAGAUAGGUUUAUCACAAUGAAACAGGAGGAGGCCAAAAUGUAUCGAGCACACGCUGAUGAGGCUAGAAGAGAAGCUGAGCGCCUGAAACAAUAUGCAAUGGCAAAGAAUGAAGAAAUUGAAGAAGAGUAUAGGAGUAGAAUCACAAAAUUACGUCUGAUUGAGGCUGAGGAAAUUCGUAAACAGAAGUUAGAAGAAUUUCAGGCUCUAGAAAGAGCACAUCAUGAAUACUCUAGCAUGAAGAUGAGGAUGGAAGCAGAUAUUAAAGAUCUCUUGCUGAAAAUGGAAGCCACAAGACGAAAUCUUGCCAUGUGAGAAGCUAAUUAGCAGAGACUUCUAUCAUCAACUCAGGUAAAACCCCUUAGCGUAGAGAUUUGUGUUGUUUGAGCUGCACAUUAUGCUUCAAGGUUACCGUAGCUUCUUAUUCUUAGGUGUAUGUUGGGAUCUAGAUUAAGAUUUCUCUAUUUUCUUAUCCACUGCUAACCAGAAUAUGUACAGGGACAGCACAUCUCUUCAUCUUAUAAACAGCUACCUUUUAUGGAAGCAAUCAUGAUAGAGAUGUUUUAGGUUUUCUUUUCUUUUCUUUUAUUUUUUUUUUCUUCUUUCCUUUUACAAUUACCUGUAGGUUUAAUUUGUAGACUAUCUAUUUGCCUCUAUUGUUUGCAGUGCCUGUAAAAGCAAAGCUUAAUGAUGGGUUUUAGCCAGUAAUUAUAAAUGGUGGUCGCCGAG